Messenger RNA from Symbiodinium sp. CCMP2592, 1497 nucleotides. Lineage: Eukaryota; Dinophyceae; Suessiales; Symbiodiniaceae. The record is from the annotation of a GenBank genome assembly.
AUGCCGCCCGAGCCCUGCGAGCUGCCGGAGGCUCUCCAGGAGGAGCUGGAGAUCCUCAGGGCCAUCUAUGGAGACGAGACGGUGAGGCUUUUGAAAGAGAAGAGGAUCCAGGAUGACGGCGAGGAGCCAAUCUGUUGCUUAGAAGUUGACCUCGAGCCGAUGAGCGAGGAAGGCUUUCAGCUGGUGUGGGUGACGCUGCUCGUGACAGUUCCGAAAGGAUACCCACUGACAGCCACGCCCAAGAUCGAGGUCGACAAGUCGCGGGGGAUCGGCGACGCAGCGACCGGGGCGAUGAUGGAUGCUGCCAAGAAGGGCAUUGAGCACCACGGGCUGCAGGAGCAGGGCUGCCUAGGGCCUAUCCUCUCCGAGGUGAAGGACGCCCUGGGAAAAACGGUCAGCGAGUGCUCCAUUUGCAUGGACGAGUGCGAUCCAGGCUCGGCCAUUUUCGUGGCGUGCAACUGUGUCUUCCACCGACACUGCAUCGAGGAGUGGCGCGCACUCAAGGAUGAGGAGAAGAGAAAGAAGGCGGAUGCCGCCACGGAAAGCAUCAAGUCGCAGCGAGAUGCUCUGGAGAAGCAGUGUGAGGAGGCAGACUCCCAAGUGGAGGAGCAAGACAAGCAGGUGGCGUAUGCCCAGCUACAGGUCGAUCGAGCUGCCUCUGUGGUGGAGCAGGCGAUGAAGAAGGCCCAGGCCGCUGCCAACGACGACGAGCCCGAGCCCUCGGAGCCCGAGAAUGGCGAGGAGGAGGAAGGCGACGAAUCCGACUCGUCCGUGGAGCCCGAUGUCAUCGACUACCGCAACGAGGCUCGCUGGGGAGCUCCGGAAGUGAGCCUGGGAGGCCUCUACCAGAACAAGCACACGAAGAAGAACUGGCAUCCGAGCGUCCGGAUGAACCGCAAGCGCCCGAAGAAGUACCUCAAACGCAUCGAUGAGAAGUUGGAUGAGAUGAAGAAGGAGGGCAAGAGGCAGCUCAGUGAGGAGAUGUCGCAGGCCGUGACGAAGUGGGAGAAGGCCCAGUUCGAGCAGAAGGAGGCGAAGCUCGUCCUGGACAAGGAGGUGGAGACCUUGAAAAAGCUGAAGGAGCGCUCCGAGAAGCUGGUCGGGGAGCUGGAGUGGGUGAGCAACUACCUCGGCGAGGAGCGGGCGAAAUUCACGUCCUUGCCCCUUCUCUGCCCUGUCUGCCAGAACGAAGUCGAUGCCAAGGUGGAGGCAGCCGCGGAAGUCCUUCCCACUGGCGAAGGAACUGGACCAAAUGAGGAGGAGAGCCGAGAUUCCGCGGAGCAGGAUGAGGCGGCUCGCCGCGCCCGCGAGGCGGCGGAGGAAGAGGAGCUGAAGCGCCAGAAAGCGCAAGCCGAGCUAGCGGAGCGGGAAGAGCUCCAGCCCCCGAAGCCCGAAGACACGGACGUGGCAGAGGGUGACGAGGGCAGCUCUGCGUCGGCCAGGGGCGACGACACCGAAGACAUCGAGAGGGUGGUCAGCCUCUCGACUCAGACAUGA